This is a messenger RNA of Sitophilus oryzae (rice weevil), 1322 nucleotides long. Its product is annotated as coiled-coil domain-containing protein 25. Bases 603 to 1226 code for a protein of 207 amino acids. The record is from RefSeq and is a predicted model, not a curated record. The transcript has 5 exons. NCBI's taxonomy places the organism in Eukaryota, Metazoa, Arthropoda, Insecta, Coleoptera, Curculionidae.
UAAAAACCGGUGCCGUAGUAGCUGUAGUCGGUAAUCGGUGUUCAUCUUGACACCAGUGUUGAGAUAAAUAACAGUGUCGAAACGAUAAAACCGGGAAAUACAGGUUCCUUAGAGACGUGUUACCGAAACUCCCAGUUUUUUGUCCUCGUUUAAGAUCCCCGAUUCAGCUAUAACAUUUUCAACAAGCCUAAUUCUUGCUUGGUAGCAUCUUGGUAGGCUAUUACCUGGCUAAGGAUCGUGGUUCGGAUUCCACAUAAGAAGUAGACCACGUCCAUAUUAGCCCUAGCAUCUAAAAGCAGACGUUUUGGCAAGGCUUUCUUGGGUCUUAUAGUCCCAGAGAUUAUAGUCCUUACUAGGAUCGGUUAAAACCAUUAACCGAAGGAAAGAAGAAGACGUUAAUUCAAUUCUCCGGCCGGAUAGCUCUAGCAGCUAUGACCAUUAAAUCGAUAUACUAAUGUUAAGAAGUGGGGUUAAUUCCAGGUAUUUAUUUUUUUGCAUUUGUGUGUAUUUGUUAAAGCGGUUUGUAACAAAUAACAAUUUAAUAUAUAUUUUUUAAUUAGAACGAUAAAAGCAACCAAAUUCCUUAUUUUUCACAAAACAGAAUGGUGUUUCAUUUCCAAAGUACGGUUGUUUCUCCACCCGUAUUACUUUUUAUGGGCGCGGACAAAUUUGAAAAUGAAGAUUUAAUUAAAUGGGGUUGGCCUGAAGAUGUGUGGUUUCAUGUUGAUGAAUUAUCGUCUGCCCAUGUUUACUUGAGAUUAGGACAGGGGCAAACUAUUGAUGAUAUUCCAUCUGCUGUACUUGAGGAUGCAGCCCAGUUGGUAAAGGCCAACAGUAUUACAGGAAAUAAAAUGAAUGAUAUAUCUAUUGUCUACACAAUGUGGUCUAAUCUCAAAAAAACGCCAGGUAUGGAGGUUGGUCAAGUUGGGUUUCAUAAAGAAAGCGAAGUCAAAAAAAUGAAAGUAGCCAAAAGGAUAAAUGAAAUUGUCAAUCGACUAAAUAAAACCAAAAAGGAGGAACAUCCUGAUUUUAGGGCUGAAAGAGAAAAAAGAGAUAAGAUAGAAAGAGAAGAUAAAAAGAAACUAUUAAAGGAACAAAAGAGAAAAGAAGAGGAGGAAGAAAAAAGGAGAAGAGAGGAUGCAGAGCUGAGAAGCUAUAACUCUCUUAUGAGCAGUGAAAAUAUGAAUAAAUAUGAUGAUGGAAAUGAUUCUGAUGAUUUCAUGUAACUUCUGAGACCACUUUAUAAUAAUGUACAUAAGAUAUUUUGACUGUUCCAUAUAGCAUUUAUAUUUACAAUAAAAAUGCCAUGAUUUUUUUAAAAA